UAACGAGACAGAUGGCGGUGGAAUAUCCUGUCAAGGCGUCUCCAGAGUACCCUACUCAUGAUCAGCACCCGCCGAAACGGAGAUGGUGGUGGAGGAAACGAGUCUGGAUGCCGACCUUCCUCUUGGCGAUAUUAGCUGCGUUUGGAAUCAUUUUCGGUGCAGUGUACGGUGUGAAGAAAUCGCAGACUGAGAAUGAGCAGAUCGACCGCGAUCGAUUGUUUGCCGCUCAACGUGGAACAUCGACACUUCAAUCUAGUCAAGCAAGUCAUGCAGCAACUACCACUCCUUCAGGUGGAGCUCUAACCACAGGUAUUUUCGUCUUUUCUGCCACACCCACGGAUUCCAGCGCUAGUCCAACAGCAAGCGCCUAUCCCCCUCCCGGACCUUCGCAGCCUUCCGGUCCUGUCUUACAGGCCCAGGGACACGUCCCUCGAGACAUCAGCGCAGCCGCAGAUGCUCCUCAAUUGCUCCUCUGGGAUCUGCGCUCCGAAAGCAAACUCUGGAGGAAAGAGUACGGAGGCGCCUGGGAAGCCUACCCCGACCGCCAAUUCCUAGUCGCGCCCAUAACCGUCCGUACCAGCGAGACCACUCAGACAGCAUUCUCCGUCGAAGCCAUUCACGGCCGCAUCGUUUACAUGCAUUUCCACGACGGCCAAUGGGAUGACUGGCAGGAACUCGAGUUUGCUGCGCAGUUCCGGAGACGACCAACCGUAGUUUCGCGAGAGCAAAGCAAGAUAGACGUCAUCAACGUCGACAAUGAUGGGCAUGUGUGGCUUGUCUCGUACGAUGGUUCUCUAUGGAGCGAAUGGACCGAGCUGGGUGCGGACAUCACCAGCGAAGUUGCAGCAACAUCUUGGGGUGAAGACAGAAUCGAUGUUUUCGCCAAAAACGGGAAUACCGUGUUGCAUAAGCACUGGACGCCUGAAUCCGGCUGGGCAGGAGAAUGGGAAGAUCUCGGUGACCCGUUCUCAAGCUACUAUUCAGAGCCGGGGUCGACCUCAUCUUCGCCCCUGGCAGUCUCUUGGCAUGAGGGCGACGGCGACGGCACCAUCGAUGUCGUUAUCAACGCAGGCAGCUCGUCGCACAAGCUGUUCAAGAAUGGUGCUUGGAGCGACUGGAUCGGGAUGUAUGCCAGUCAUGAGGGUGUCGAGUUUCCCGACACGCAGAGCAUUGUCAAAGGCCUUGGUGUAGAUGGCUAUCCAUUUGCGCACCUAAUUUCACGCGGUACCGAUAAUUGCAUACAUUACAAUGGCCACAAUGGUACGGGAUGGGGCUCCUGGGCUUAUUUAUGGUGUAAUGACAAAGAGACGGGAUCUGAACUUUACUACCCGACGGAAUUUCUGCCUACUUCUAUGGUGGCUUAUGAGAGUGGGAAGCUUGAGCUGGUGGUGAAGGAUUUGCUGGGCGAUGUCUUGAAAUUGGUGGUGACGGGGACUGUUGAUCCACACGAGUGGUCGUAUACGACUGGGAAUGACAAGUGGGAAAAUUUGGGACAGCCGGCAUGAGGCUUGGAGCUUGCUAAAGUAGAUUAUUGUUGCCCGAGACAGCUUUCUGAUAGAUGCAGUAUUGGUG
This is a messenger RNA of Macroventuria anomochaeta, 1572 nucleotides long. RefSeq lists its product as uncharacterized. The transcript is spliced from 2 exons. NCBI's taxonomy places the organism in Eukaryota, Fungi, Ascomycota, Dothideomycetes, Pleosporales, Didymellaceae. The record is from RefSeq and is a predicted model, not a curated record. The coding region runs from base 12 to 1505 and encodes 497 amino acids.